Messenger RNA from Anopheles gambiae (African malaria mosquito), 1641 nucleotides. RefSeq names its product gustatory and odorant receptor 22 (gene Gr21a). The coding region runs from base 3 to 1406 and encodes 467 amino acids. The record is from RefSeq and is a predicted model, not a curated record. Lineage: Eukaryota; Metazoa; Arthropoda; Insecta; Diptera; Culicidae. The transcript is spliced from 5 exons. Gene Ontology annotation, cellular component: dendrite; axon; membrane. Gene Ontology annotation, biological process: sensory perception of taste.
CCAUGAUUCACUCACAGAUGGAAGAUGCUCAGUACGAGAUUCGCCAUCAGGUGCUGAAUCCGAAUCAACGUCAGCAGCUGGAGGACAGGCGCCGCAUCAAGGAGCAACUGCAUCAGCUCGAACAGGAUAACGAGUCUCCGACGCACAUGUACAGGCGUAAGCUGAAGAUUGCUAGCGAUGUAAACCUGCUCGACCAGCACGAUUCGUUCUACCACACCACCAAGAGUCUGCUGGUGCUGUUCCAAAUUAUGGGCGUGAUGCCGAUAAUGCGCAGCCCGAAAGGUGUCGACAUGCCCCGUACCACGUUUACCUGGUGCUCCAAGGCGUUUCUCUGGGCGUACUUUAUCUACGCCUGCGAAACGGUCAUUGUGCUGGUGGUGGCCCGGGAGCGCAUUAACAAAUUCAUCUCAACCAGCGACAAGCGGUUCGAUGAGGUGAUCUACAAUAUCAUCUUUAUGUCGAUAAUGGUGCCCCAUUUUCUGCUUCCCGUAGCAAGCUGGCGUAACGGUUCGGAGGUGGCAAAAUUCAAAAACAUGUGGACAGAUUUUCAGUACAAGUAUCUCAUCGUCACCGGAAAGCCCAUCGUUUUUCCGAAGCUGUAUCCGAUCACGUGGACCUUGUGCAUCGUAUCGUGGUCUUUGAGUUUGGUGAUCAUCCUGUCGCAAUAUUACCUGCAGCCAGACUUUCAGUUCUGUCACACCUUUGCCUACUACCACAUCAUUGCAAUGUUGAACGGGUUCUGUAGCCUUUGGUUCGUCAACUGCACCGCAUUUGGGACGGCUAGUAAGGCCUUUGCCAAAGAACUAACAGACGUACUGGCGACCGAACGGCCAGCCGCGAAACUGACCGAAUAUCGUCACCUGUGGGUGGAUUUAAGCCAUAUGAUGCAACAACUGGGUAAAGCAUAUUCCAACAUGUACGGCAUCUACUGUUUGGUGAUAUUCUUCACCACUAUUAUCGCCACCUACGGCUCGCUGAGCGAAAUUAUCGAGCACGGUGCCACGUAUAAGGAAGUGGGUUUAUUUGUCAUUGUUUUCUAUUGUAUGAGCUUGCUGUUCAUCAUUUGCAACGAAGCUCAUCACGCAUCCAAAAGGGUCGGAUUGAACUUUCAGGAACGUUUGUUGAAUGUAAAUUUAACGGCGGUGGACAAGGCUACACAAAAGGAGGUAGAAAUGUUUCUGGUUGCCAUUGACAAAAAUCCCCCUACGAUGAAUCUUGACGGGUACGCCAACAUCAAUCGCGGACUCAUCACAUCGAACAUAUCCUUCAUGGCGACGUAUUUGGUCGUUUUGAUGCAGUUCAAAUUGACCUUACUACGACAAAGUGCUAAAAAUGCUUUCAUUUCUGCACUCAAAGCUAACUUGUCUAGAAUUCGAUCGCUUGACGCAGACAAAGUGAACACCUAAAUAAGGAAGGAACGCACGUUGAAAACAUCCAUUGAUCCAUUCUCACAUGUCCAGAAUCUACUUGGAGUAAGUAAUAUAACAAGCCAUACAACAGUUUGUAGUUGGUUAUCAUUCUUUAUUCCUUCCGUCCAACUCAUACAUCCUUCUUUGCUGAUAGGCGAAUACCACACGCCAAGCAAACCAGCGCUUAGAACUUGCUGAACUUCUUCUUCGAUCCGGCCAUUUUGCUGACCUU